AUGAUAUAUACACCAUCUGAUCCACUUCUUUUUGUUGCCGUGAAGGAUCAGAAUGGAAUUUUGCAAAUUGCUGACGAUGACCUGCUUGAGGAUCCUGCUAUCACCAGCGCUAUAGACGAAGAGACUGAAUUUAAUGCCUUAGUGGAGGAAGAAGCUGCGCUCCUUGACGCACUGUUGGGCUGGUUUUGGUCACCAUCACAAGCCCAAACCAAACAAACACAAAUCAGUCAAGCGAUCACACUGAGCGAACAAAACUGCCCCAACCAUAACAUAACCAUUUCUGCAUCAACCCACACACUCACUCUUCACAGUGAGAAGAUGAGGAUCAAAACGCUGCGUUUACCCUUUCUCCUCUUUCUCUUUCUCUGCUCCCACCUCACCUUCGUCCUCUCAUGGAAGAAAGAGGAAUUCCGAACCUGCCAUCAAACCCCUUUCUGCAAGCGAGCCCGAUCCCGCACCCCCGGCUCCUCCUCCCUCAUCGCCACCGAUGUCACCAUCUCCGACGGCGACCUCACCGCCAAACUCAUCCCCAAAUCCGAACCCCUAGCCAAACCCUUGAUCCUCACUCUCUCCGUUCAUCAACACGGCAUCCUCCGCCUCAAGAUCGAUGAAGACCCCUCCUUCUCCCCUCCCAAGAAACGCUUCGAGGUCCCCGAUGUCAUCGUUUCAGAAUUCGCCUCCUCCAAGCUCUGGCUUCGGCGCCUCUCGGAGGAAGAUAACGGCCUCGCCUCCGCCGUCUACCUCUCCGACGGCCAAUCCGCCGUCCUCCGCCACGACCCGUUCGAGCUUUUCGUCCGCGACGAUCAAUCCGGCGACCGUGUCAUCUCCCUCAACUCCCAUGGCCUCUUCGACUUCGAGCAACUGACAGACAAAUCCGAAGAUGACAACUGGGAGGAAAGCUUCCGCUCCCACACUGACCGUAGACCCUACGGUCCCCAAUCCAUCUCCUUCGACGUCUCUUUCUACGGCGCCGAUUUUGUAUACGGCAUUCCCGAACGCGCCACCACACUCGCUCUAAAACCCACCAGAGGCCCAAACGUCGAAGAAUCGGAACCCUACCGUCUCUUCAAUCUCGAUGUCUUCGAGUACAUCCACGAUUCCCCUUUUGGCCUCUACGGAUCAAUCCCCUUCAUGGUUUCUCACGGCAAAACCAGGGGUAGUUCCGGGUUUUUCUGGCUCAACGCGGCGGAGAUGCAAAUCGACGUUCUUGCCCAUGGCUGGGAAGCUGAGUCUUCCGAGUCUCAUAUCGCGCUUCCUUCUCACAGAAUUGACACGUUUUGGAUGAGUGAAGCUGGUGUUGUGGACACCUUCUUUUUCAUUGGUCCACACCCUAAGGAUGUUUUACAACAGUACACCGCGGUCACCGGAACUCCGGCGAUGCCGCAGAUGUUUUCAAUUGCUUAUCAUCAGUGCCGGUGGAAUUACCGUGAUGAGGAGGAUGUUGAGCAUGUGGAUUCUAAGUUUGAUGAGUUGGACAUUCCUUAUGAUGUUUUGUGGCUUGACAUUGAGCACACUAAUGGUAAGAGGUAUUUCACUUGGGAUAGAACUCUUUUCCCGCACCCUGAGGAGAUGCAGAAGAAGUUGGCUGAUAAAGGGAGGCACAUGGUGACCAUUGUUGAUCCUCACAUCAAGCGGGAUGAUGAUUAUCAUUUGCACAAGGAGGCGUCGCAGAAGGGGUAUUAUGUUAAGGAUUCCAGUGGCAAGGACUUUGAUGGUUGGUGCUGGCCGGGUUCCUCGUCGUACCCUGAUACUUUGAACCCGGAAAUUAGGUCAUGGUGGGCUGAUAGGUUCUCUUACCAGAAUUAUGUUGGUUCUACGCCUUCACUCUACAUUUGGAAUGACAUGAAUGAACCUUCUGUUUUCAAUGGGCCAGAGGUGACAAUGCCUAGAGAUGCUCUACAUUAUGGAGGUGUGGAACAUCGAGAGCUGCAUAAUGCCUAUGGAUAUUACUUCCACAUGGCAACGGCUGAAGGUCUACUGAAGCGUGGUGAUGGGAAUGACAGACCAUUUGUUUUGUCGAGAGCAUUAUUUGCUGGAAGUCAAAGGUAUGGAGCAGUUUGGACUGGGGAUAACACUGCCGAUUGGGAUCACCUAAGAGUUUCUAUUCCUAUGGUUUUGACCCUUGGUCUUACUGGGAUGUCCUUCUCGGGUGCUGAUAUUGGUGGAUUUUUUGGGAAUCCUGAACCUGAGUUAUUGGUUCGAUGGUAUCAGCUGGGAGCUUACUACCCUUUCUUUAGGGCCCAUGCCCAUCAUGACACAAAAAGACGAGAACCGUGGUUGUUUGGAGAACGAAAUACAAAAUUGAUUAAAGAUGCUAUACAUGUUCGUUAUGCACUCCUCCCAUAUUUCUACACAUUAUUCAGAGAAGCAAACACUACUGGUGUUCCUGUGGUCCGUCCACUGUGGAUGGAAUUCCCUUCUGAUGAAACUACUUUUAGCAAUGAUGAAGCUUUCAUGGUUGGGAGCAGCCUUUUAGUGCAAGGAAUCUAUACUGAGCGAGCUAAGCAUGCAUCUGUAUAUUUGCCCGGAAAACAAUCUUGGUAUGACCUAAGAUCCGGAACUGUGUACAAGGGAGGGGAGACACACAAAUUGGAUGUUACUGACGAGAGCAUUCCAGCUUUCCAGAGAGCUGGAACCAUUAUUACAAGGAAAGACCGGUUUCGGCGAAGUUCCACUCAGAUGGCAAAUGAUCCCUACACUCUGGUUAUAGCUCUGAAUAGUUCCCAAGCAGCUGAAGGUGAACUCUACAUUGAUGAUGGCAGCAGCUUUAAUUUUCUGCAAGGGGCCUAUAUUCAUAGACGUUUUGUUUUCUCGAAUGGGAAACUUACUUCUAUAGACCUGGCACCUGCUUCAGGUAGCAAUAGGCGUUAUCCAUCAGAUGCUUUCAUUGAGAGGAUUAUCCUGCUGGGACAUGCUACUGGCUCAAAAAAUGCACUCAUUGAGCCAUCAAAUCAAAAGAUUGAUAUUGAACUUGGCCCCCUCUGGUUUCUGAGGGCACGUGCACCAGCUGUAGUGACUGUACGCAAACCUAACGUCCGUGUUUCAGAAGACUGGACUAUAACAGUUAUUUAA
Messenger RNA from Sphenostylis stenocarpa, 3072 nucleotides. The record is from the annotation of a GenBank genome assembly. Lineage: Eukaryota; Viridiplantae; Streptophyta; Magnoliopsida; Fabales; Fabaceae.